ACAUCCGUUUCAUUACAUUCACCCACCCAAAAGAAAGCAUCAGGAAAAUGGCCGCAACAACUCGCACCCUCACUCUACUACUCACACUCCUCCUACUCACCGUCGGCGGCGCGUCAACCUCACUCGACACCUUCGUCUACGGCGGGUGCUCACGGCUCAAGUUCUCGCCGGGAUCGCCCUACGAGUCAACCCUCAACUCGCUCCUCACCUCACUAGUCAGCUCAGCCUCCUUCUCCCUCUACAACAACUUCACCUCCACCGCCGGCCCGGUCCUCUACGGCCUUUACCAGUGCCGCGGCGACCUCUCCGUAACGGCCUGCCGCACCUGCGUCGCCGGGGCCGUCGCCAGGCUCGCCGCCCUCUGCCCGCCGGACUCCGCCGGCGCCGCCGUGCAGCUCGACGGCUGCUUCGUCAGGUACGACAACGUGUCUUUUCUCGGCGUACAGGACAGGACCGUGGUGCUGAAGAAAUGCGGCGGGUACGACGCCUCCGGCGGCGCGUCCGCGGCCAGGAGGGACGCCGUGCUGGAUUACGUGGCGGCCGGUGGCGGCAAGGCGUAUAGGGUGGGCGGGUCCGGCGGCGACGUCUAUGCGGUGGCGCAGUGCGUGCAGGACCUGAGCGGCGGGCAGUGUCAGGAUUGUGUGUCGGCGGCGGUCGGGGUGCUGAAGUCCGACUGCGGCGCGGCCGCCGCCUGGGGGGAUGCGUUCUUGGGGAAGUGCUACGCGCGGUUCUCGGAGGGUGGCGCCCACUCGCGCGCCGGAGGUCACGGUAAUAACGACGACAAAGACGAUAACAACGACGUCGAGAUAGAGAAGACACUGGCAAUACUGAUCGGACUUAUUGCCGGAGUUGCCCUCCUCAUCGUCUUCCUUUCCUUCCUCAGACAACUCUGCCAAAAGGGCAAAGGUUAUAACCCUUCUCUUCUCUUCACUUCCUUUUCUUUUCCAUUGAUAAUGAAAUACACACUCGUAUGUUUUUUUUUUUUUUUGAACGACUAACGACUUAAAGACACAGUAAGUGAAGAAAUCUAUCCGAUGUUAAAUUUGUGAUAGUAGAGAAGACAUGCAUACAUAAUAAGUGUAAAUAUAAACUGAUCAAAGAGGUCCGACAUGAUGGAGGGCCAAGGAUAGAAUAUUGGUUGGAUUAAAAGCUUAGCUUAGCUGGAAAUGUUGUCUUGUUCUAGUCAAAAUUGCAUUUCCAAACCAAAAUUUUAUUCAAAAGUUGUACCAAGAAAUCACCUUUGGGGACAUCGUGGUACAAUUAUUGUAGCUAGCUAGGUUUAAAGUCGUGAUCAUAUAGAUACACUUAACAAAGAAGACAUACUUAAAUUAAUACUAAUGUAUUUUAUAUUCUUCCUGUGUUCAACUAAUUAAGUUGAUGGGCUCCAAGCCAUCCACUUUGAGAAUCCACUAUAGGAAAAAUGUAACCUAUAACUUAAUAAUUUGUGGGAGGGAGCACUAUAUAUCUAUAGUGUCCAAGAGUGGAUAGUGGCUUUUUAAAAAGGAAAAGGCAUUUUAUAUGGUUGCUAGCUAGAUAACCCAAAAGAAAGCAGCACCCCUCUCCUCCAUUAUAUUUUUUUUUAACCCUGUUAUGGCGGAGUUAGAAAUCUGAAUGAAAAGAGCUAAAAUUUUGUGGAAAAAAAUUUGGAACGAUGAGAAUGCCUAAAGCUUUUGAACUAGUAUGUUUUUCUAAUUUAUUACAAAAUAUACAUAUAAUCCUACCAUGAUUCAAGAAAUCGCGUUUAAACUAACGCUUAAUCACACUUAGGCCCUAGGCAACAAAACGCCUCGUCCAGGGGCUCCGGAGUGAUUUGGGAAUUAAAAAACACGUCAAUGGACUAUGAGACACAUAGGUGUAAGGUGUUGCCUAUGCUAAAUCGGAAUAUCGAUCAAAAACCCAUAUCUUUUUAUAUACUUUGAUAAAUUAGAAUGAUUGAUUAUUAUUAUGUUUUUUCUAUUGAUUUUUAUUUUAUUAAAUUGAUUUUUCGGUUUUUGAGUAUACAGAACUAGGAUCCGAUGCUUACCCAUUAGUGGAAAGAGUAUAGUUUAUUUAUUUAUUAAACCAAACACGGUUUAGCUGGUGGUCUAGAUAGCUCCGUAUCACUAAAAAUAUCAUAAUAGCGAAUACUCUUGGCGUAUGCCAACAUGACUAAUUUUUUAAGUUGCGUUAUAUCGUACUCCGAUUCUAGUGUAGCUAUAAUUUAUGUGAAAUGAUCCAUCAUUCAAAUAACUAGACCUCAUCAAUCUAUGCAAUCCUCACAAUAUUGCAAGUGUUGUUCUCGACUUUUUAGUAGAAUAAUGAAGUUGUAUGCUUUUUUUAAUUGCCUCAUCCCGACUUCAUUGCCAUUCUCACAACAAUAGAUACUAUCAAAACACUCGAUUUUAAUCGCGUAAUUUCUAAACGAUCGAAAUAUGGAUUUCGUUGGAACUAGAUGUUACAAUGAUUUUGAGAAUUGAUUGAGACUGACUUCUGCUGCCAUCAACAUGGCUCCGACCUCUGCACUAACUAACCUUUUUCUCUCCUCUCCCUCUCAAUAACGCAGGUGGCAAAUAGCUUCAACAAGUCGACUUUUUUGUUCACUGCCGUCGAUUUUUCGCUUGUUAUGUAAAGCUUGUUUCACAUCAUUCACUGAACAAGACUAGGGCAAACAAACUGAUAUCAUAUGGUCCAUAUAUAUGUAAGAAGAAAAGGCAGGGGAAGGAAGAAAGGAAAGCAAAGAGGGAAAGUACGUUGCAAAUUGCAAUUGCUGUUAUUAAAUAGAAGAGAUUCCACUAUCCAUUAGUGACUAGUUGUUUCGUCGUUUGCUCGUUGGGUAUGAAAUAUGAAUAGAGAAACUGUCUUCUCUAAAACCAUGGUUUAGUGAAUGUUUUUAUUUAUAUAUAAUAACAUUGUAAGAAAUUGAAUACAGCUGG
Linum trigynum is the source of this 2912-nucleotide messenger RNA. The record is from the annotation of a GenBank genome assembly. NCBI's taxonomy places the organism in Eukaryota, Viridiplantae, Streptophyta, Magnoliopsida, Malpighiales, Linaceae.